Molecule: messenger RNA, 981 nt
Organism: Ilex paraguariensis (yerba mate)
Lineage: Eukaryota; Viridiplantae; Streptophyta; Magnoliopsida; Aquifoliales; Aquifoliaceae
Source: the annotation of a GenBank genome assembly
UGUCUAUAUAAACCCCCCAGUCCCUCAGGUUCCCUCAUCGAUCACCAAUCAAAGUCUGUUGGGCUUUAUUUCGGUUAAGUUGUAUAGGUGAGAGAAGAAAAUGUCGCACAUAGAUGCUGCAUUUCAUUCAUCUUGUGAAAAUGAAGUUUAUCUAUUCAUGAAGAACGAGUAUGUGCUAGUGAACUAUGCUCCAGGCACGACAAACGACAAGGUGUUGUAUGGACCACUUCUUAUUGGCGCUGGGUAUCCAUCCCUCAAGGGCACAGCCUUUGCAGAUCCUGGAAUAGACUGUGCUUUUGGAUCUCAUCAUAAGGAUCAAGCAUUCAUCUUCUCUGGGAAUCUCUGUGCACAGAUUAACUACGCACCACACUCCUCAAAUGACAAGAUAAUCAAAGGACCGAUGACCAUCACUGAAAUGUUCCCCUUCUUCAAAGGGACGGUGUUUGAAAGCGGCGUAGAUGCAGCGUUUGAGUCAACGAAAAAAUAUGAAGCAUACCUCUUCAAAGGCAACCAGUAUGCUCUUAUAAACUACGACUAUGAUUCCCACCUUAUCUCCAUCCGUCUCAUCAAGCAAGGCUUUCCUAGUUUGGCAAACACCAUCUUUGAAAGUGGAUUUGAUGCAGCCUUUGCUUCGCAUAAGACUGAUGAGGCAUACCUAUUCAAAGGACCUUACUACGCACGCAUCAACUUUGCUCCCGGCACCACAGAUGACUACAUCAUUGGUGGCAUCAAGAAGAUCCUUGCCUAUUGGCCCUCUUUACACAACAUCUUGCCUGUCUAAAAUAGUGGGUGAACUUUAAAAAGUCAGUCUGAUGUGCCAAAGUGUGUAUGGAAAUAAGAGUUCAACUCGUGUUGGUAGUUUCUAGUUUAUCUUUAGUUGGAAUAAUUAAGUAUGUAUGUAAUGAGGAUUGGGGUUAUCUUAUCUCCUCACCCUUCAACCCCUUAUAAAUAAAAUUGAUAAGAAAGUUUGUUACUUUCAAA